Molecule: messenger RNA, 6352 nt
Organism: Platichthys flesus (European flounder)
Lineage: Eukaryota; Metazoa; Chordata; Actinopteri; Pleuronectiformes; Pleuronectidae
Gene: grin2ba
Product: glutamate receptor, ionotropic, N-methyl D-aspartate 2B, genome duplicate a
Exons: 13
Coding region: 13-4485 (1490 amino acids)
Biological process (GO): long-term synaptic potentiation; monoatomic ion transport; excitatory postsynaptic potential
Cellular component (GO): NMDA selective glutamate receptor complex; postsynaptic membrane; plasma membrane
Molecular function (GO): NMDA glutamate receptor activity; transmitter-gated monoatomic ion channel activity involved in regulation of postsynaptic membrane potential
Source: RefSeq, a predicted model, not a curated record
GACGACAACUCCAUGUUCUUUCAGUUCGGCCCCUCCAUCGAGCAGCAGGCCUCGGUCAUACUCAACAUCAUGGAGGAAUACGACUGGUACAUCUUCUCCAUCGUCACCACCUACUACCCGGGCUACCAGGACUUUGUCACCAAGAUCCGCAGCACGGUGGAGAACAGCUUCGUGGGCUGGGAGCUGGAGGAAGUGAUAUUACUCGACAUGACCGUGGACGACGGAGAUUCCAAGAUCCAGAACCAGCUGAAGAAGCUGCAGAGCCCGGUCAUUCUGCUCUACUGCACAAAGGAGGAGGCCAACACCAUCUUCGAGGUGUCCCACUCGGUCGGGAUCACCGGCUACGGCUACACGUGGAUCUCUCCCUCCCUGGUAGCUGGAGACACCAUCGUGGUGCCGACGGAGUUCCCCAUAGGUCUUCUCUCCGUGUCCUACGACGAGUGGGACUACGGCCUCGAGGCCCGAGUCCGCGACGGCGUGGCGAUCAUCACGAUGGCGACCUCCACCAUGAUGAUGGACCGCGGACCCCACACCCUGCUGAAGUCCGAGUGCCACGGAACCCCUGAAAAGAAGACCACCAGCUCAGGCAACCCCAACGAAGUGCUCAGGUACCUGAUGAAUGUGACGUUCGAGGGACGUAAUCUGUCCUUCAGCGAGGACGGAUACCAGAUGCACCCCAAGCUGGUCAUCAUCCUGCUCAACAAGGACAGACAGUGGGACCGGGUGGGCAAAUGGGAGAACGGCUCCCUGUCCAUGAAGUACCAUGUGUGGCCUCGCUAUGAACUCUAUGGGGGGGCAGCGACCAGGGAGGACGACCACCUGUCCAUCGUGACACUGGAGGAGGCUCCGUUCGUCAUCGUGGAAGACGUGGAUCCGCUGAGCGGGACCUGCAUGAGGAACACGGUGCCCUGCCGGAAGCAGAUCAAGACACUUAACCAGACGAAGGACUCGGGGAUCUACAUCAAGCGCUGCUGUAAAGGUUUCUGCAUCGACAUCUUGAAGAAGAUCGCGAAGACGGUGAAGUUCACCUACGACCUUUACCUGGUCACCAACGGCAAACAUGGCAAGAAGAUCAAUGGGACGUGGAACGGCAUGGUGGGGGAGGUGGUGCUAAAAAACGCGCACAUGGCCGUGGGCUCCUUGACCAUCAACGAGGAGAGGUCAGAGGUCAUCGACUUCUCCGUCCCCUUCAUCGAGACGGGCAUCAGUGUGAUGGUGUCCCGGAGCAAUGGCACUGUGUCGCCCUCGGCCUUCUUAGAGCCCUUCAGUGCGGAUGUGUGGGUGAUGAUGUUUGUGAUGCUGUUGCUGGUGUCAGCAAUGGCUGUGUUUAUAUUCGAGUACUUCAGCCCUGUGGGCUACAACCGCUGUCUGGCUGACGGCAGAGAGCCUCACGGUCCAUCCUUCACCAUCGGUAAGGCCAUCUGGCUGCUCUGGGGUCUGGUCUUCAACAACUCCGUGCCCGUGCAGAACCCCAAAGGCACCACCAGUAAGAUCAUGGUGUCGGUGUGGGCCUUCUUCGCUGUCAUCUUCCUGGCCUCCUACACUGCCAACCUGGCCGCCUUCAUGAUCCAGGAGGAGUACGUGGACCAGGUGACCGGUCUGUCGGAUAAAAAGUUCCAGAGCCCCAACGACUUCUCGCCCCCGUUCCGGUUCGGCACCGUCCCGAACGGGAGCACGGAGAGGAACAUCAGGAACAACUAUCCCGAGAUGCACGGCUACAUGACCAAGUUCCACCAGAAGAACGUGAACGAGGCCCUGGGCAGUCUGAAGGCUGGCAAACUAGACGCUUUCAUUUAUGACGCGGCCGUGCUCAACUACAUGGCCGGCAGGGACGAGGGCUGCAAGCUGGUGACCAUCGGCAGCGGCUACAUCUUCGCCACCACGGGGUACGGCAUCGCCAUCCAGAAGGAGUCGCUGUGGAAGAGACACGUGGACCUGGCCAUCCUGCAGCUGUUUGGAGACGGUGAGAUGGAGGAGCUGGAGUCCCUCUGGCUGACGGGGAUCUGCCACCACGAGAAGAACGAGGUGAUGUCCAGCCAGCUGGACGUGGACAACAUGGCCGGCGUCUUCUACAUGCUCGGUGCCGCCAUGGCUCUGUCGCUCAUCACCUUCAUCUGCGAGCACUGGUUCUACUGGCAGCUUCGCUUCUGCUUCAUGGGCGUCUGCACCGGCCAGCCCGGCUUCGUCUUCAGCAUCAGCAGGGGCAUCUGGAGCUGCAUCCACGGCGUGCAGAUCGAGGAGAAGAGCAGCUCGGCCCUGAACUCCCCAUCCGCCACCAUGAACAACACCCAUUCCAACAUUAUGCGCCUCUUACGCACCGCCAAGAACAUGGCCUCCCUGUCGGGGGUGAACGGCUCACCACACAGUGCCCUGGACUUCAUCCGUCGAGAAUCUUCUGUCUAUGACAUCUCGGAGCACCGGCGCAGCUUGGCCGGCCACUCGGACUGCAAGCCUCCUUACCUGCCGGACGACAACAUGUUCAGUGACUACAUCAGUGAGGUGGAGAGGACGUUUGGCAACCUCCACCUGAAGGACAGCAACCUGUACCAGGACCACUACCUGCACCAUCACGGCUCAACGCUGGGGCUCAGCGGACCUCCUCCCAACAGGCCUCAGAGUUUGGGAAGUGCGAGUUCACUGGAGGGCGGCAUGUUCGACUGUGACAGCCUGGGUGGUGGGGUGGCUCCUAUUUUCUCAACCCAGCCCUGUUCCGCACUGACUCACAGGAACAUGAGCAAGUUUGACCUCCUGUCUGGACAGACUCCCCCCUCAGGCCAGAGCUUCAAGGGGGGCCUGCCAGACGUGUAUGGUAAAUUCUCUUUUAAAGGAGGUGCCUCAAGUUCCACCUUCAUCCCUGGGCACGGCUAUUGUCCCACGAGAGGAGAGGAAGAUGGGAAUAUACGCUCGGAUGUCUCGGACAUUUCCACGCACACCGUAACGUACGGGAACCUGGAGGGCAACGCCAAGAAGCGCAAGAAGUAUCGCGAUAGCCUGAAAAAGAGGCCGGCCUCUGCAAAGUCCAGACGGGAGCUGGACGAGAUCGAGCUGGGCUACAGGAGGAAACCCUACCACAUCAGCCACCACCACUACCACGGCCACCGCUCAGCCUCACCGCCUCUUUUGCCCCCUGAACGCAAAAGAGGAGGUGGUGGAAACAAUGAUGGGAACUAUCAUGUCUUCAGAGAGAAGGAGAGCGUGAGGGAUUUCUAUUUGGACCAGUUUCGGCCAAAAGAAGGCGUCCCUCAGUGGGAACAUGUGGACCUGACAGAGGGCCCUGGGAAUAGAGAUGGGGUUGUGGGGCCCUGUACCACACUGGUCCCGGUGGAUGACUUCCUUAAGAGCAAACCCAAAAAGGUUGAUUCUAAGAGUGGGGGAGGAUCUGGAUUGGCAGGGGGAGAGUGGGAGUGCAGGAACUGUCGGGCCAGCGGGGUAGGAGGGGGCAAGCAGAUGUCCAUGCAUGGAGGAGGGGGUGGUGGCGGGUACGGUGGUGGCAUAAGCUGCGGGUCCUCGGGAGGCGGCGGAAACAGCCGCCCCAGUUCGGCGACCUGCAUGCGCUGCGAGGGCUGUAAAAAGACAGGAAACCUCUAUGAUAUCAGCGAGGACAACAACCACCUCUUGGAACAGAUGGGGGGAGGUGGGGGAGGAGGUAUGGUUGCAGGCCCUCAGACUCAAUCUCAGGCCCAGCAGAGGAGGAAGAGCGGAGGAUUGGGCAAGCCGCUCCGGCGGCAGCACUCGUACGAUGCGUUUGUCGACCUUCAGAAAGAGGAGUCGGGUGGGAUGGGGAGUUUGAUGGGUCUAGGAGGCGGUGGAGGGAUGGGUGGGCCAGGCAUGGGAGGGAUGCUGCCUCCACCCAGGAGUGUCAGCUUGAAGGAGAAAGAACGCUACAUGGAGGGCACCAGCCCCUUCGCACACAUAUUUGAGCGGCACGGGGGCUCGGAGAGAGAACGGGAAAGAGACAGGGACCCGCUGUUUUAUGGCGGUGAGAGCCGGAAAGGAACCAGCUCACCGUUCGGCUUGUUCCGAGGCGGCGACGGCCUCCACCGCCGCUCCAUCGGAGAGAGAGACACGAGAGACAGGGAUAGGUCUCUGAUGGAAGGAGGAGGCGGGGGAGGGUUCUCUUUAUCCAAAUCUCUUUACCCCGACCGGGUAAACCAAAACCCCUUUAUACCCACCUUUGGGGACGACCAGUGUCUGAUGCACGGAGCCAAACAAUAUUACAUGAAAAAGCAACAGCAGCAGCAGCAACAACAAGUUGCCAAAAACAGCCGAAGUGACUUCAGGACCCAGAUGAGCACGACGUCAUACCUGCCAGCGUCUGCCACGGCCGGGGUGGUCUCCAAUGUGGCCCCCCGGUUCCCAAAGGAGCUCAGCCUCGGUGGGAUGAACCACCACGGCUCCAUGCUGGGGGUCGGCCCCCCGCGGCAAUUCAACGGAAGCAAUGGCCAUGUGUACGAGAAACUCUCCAGCAUUGAGUCUGACGUGUGAGCGAGAAAAUGGAGGGGGGAGAGCAGGUUAAGAGAGACAGAAUGGGGAGAGGGUGUCAGGAGAUCAGGGAUGAUUUCAAAGACGCUGUUCGCACACGGCAAACCUGAGACGGAGGAGGACACGACCGUGAGAUCUGGGUAAAACAAUCAGGACUCCCUGAGGAGGUGUGGAACGUAAACCCCUUUCUCAGAAAUGGCCAAAGCUUCUUUACUUGACGAGUAACUGUCCCCCUCAAAACACUAGAGUCCAUCAAACCCUCCACCGGCGCGGCAGAAGUCACUGUACUCAGUACUGGGAUGACACCUCAUCUUGGUUUGAUACUGGACAUGUGUGGCCUGGUGCGAUGUGAUGGCCGCCGGAGAGCUCCCGCCGAGCGCUGGUGAGGAAGGACUGCGAGAGCGGAGAGAGAGAGAGGCGAGCCGCCCAUCUGCCCCUGUGUCACCACAGAAAGGAGACGUUGUCACUCUCUCUCUCUCUCUCUCUCUUUCUCUCUGUGGAAGGCCUGUCCAUCUCUCUCCUCGUCCUCCGCUCGCUCCUCUUCUCUCCGGCCGCCGCUCCUCCUCCUCAUCCCUGACGCCAAAAGAGCCGAUCUUGUUUGCUAUGAGAAAUACAAUCAUAAAUGGUAAUAACAUAUUCUUAUAGAAGACAAAAAAAAACAGGGUAUCAGAACAACAAUAAUAUUGAUAACGUUGUGAAUAACAAAGAUGUUAGUAUUUAUGAAGAUAACACAGCUUAUGAUAUCACUAAGUUUCUUUUUUUCUGUUUCAUGUUCUGUUGGUAGAAGAUUUCACUCCUGUGUUAGUAUCUGUCGUUGUGUUCUGUGACAGCGGGAAAGUCGUUCCCUCCUUCAACCAACAAGCCAGAAAGACUGAGUCCUUAACUCCUCAUUUGAUUUAUUGAUUUCCUUUCUGUAGAAUAUUUUUGCUUCAUGCUCAUUCAUUUAUUUGCUCCUCGUGGGGAAAGAAGACGGGAUCUGGAGGACACGUUUGGACCUGACAGAUCCUGACUUGAUGUUUCAAGACGUUACAAAUCAAGUGCACACACACACACACACACACACACAAACUUUAACACACAUUUUUUUGGGUGAGUCUGAACUUGUGUUACUGUGAACAACACGUUUCGUCACAAGCUGAAGACACUGAGCGGAAGGACGUGCCUUAAUGGUCUCCAGUGGAUGUGUCCUCCAGUUCACACGCGGCGGCACCGGGACGGACCAGCGUGCUUUGAGGCUGCGGCGGCGGCGGCUGCUGCGUUCUCUUCACGUUUAUGAGCCAAACUGCAGUAGACACUUACAGCAGGCUGGAGACGCUGCCGUCGAGAUGUUUUAUAACUUCGUAAAAUAAUUUCCUAUGUCAACGUAUGGGCAGUGCUUUAUGAAGCGGUUGUAUUCAGGAUGUCCCACUGUCACGGAGAGGCCGACGGGUCUCACUUCACAACACGGCAGCCUUUAGACCACUUCUUUUAUUCAGGUUACAUAACAACAGUCACCAGGCACUUACUUGUUUUGGCCUCUCACUAGUAUCUUGGCAGACGGCAUCACUCUUCACUCACGGAAAGCUUUGCUCAGACUAUAUAUGCACUGUUCUUUAUGUCGGCGAAAAUGCUACGAAACUUGUAGGAGAGGAAUUGUCCCCCCCCCGUGACAAUGACGCUGGGACAAGCUCGAGCCAAGGAGGAUGUCUAUUUGAGAGGGAGGGGCCUCUCGAACGCCGUGCGUGGCGUCAUCAGGAGAGGCGGCCAUCUUGUGACAACCUUUUUCAGGCACUUUGACUUAUCGUCUUUUAAGAUGGAGAGGCCUCAUUUAUUGCACAGGACCUUUUCCUCGGUGUGGGUUCAGGCACUCGGUAGACAUGCCUUAUCAUCC